Messenger RNA from Nematocida ausubeli, 264 nucleotides. RefSeq lists its product as uncharacterized. The record is from RefSeq and is a predicted model, not a curated record. Lineage: Eukaryota; Fungi; Microsporidia. The transcript has a single exon. The coding region runs from base 1 to 264 and encodes 87 amino acids.
AUGAAAGAGGAUCUUUAUACUAAAGAGACCAUCACAAUAGACAAUACAAAGCUAGAGGUGUACAAACACAACAAUGGCAUAUUAUUUGUGCCAAAUACGAAAAAUAACUGCAAAGCAGUGAGCUCCAUAACAACAAAAAGCAUACAGAGUGUAUACACAAUUCUUGAAGAGAAAGAAGAGGAGCCAGCAACAAGCACAUACACUAAAUACCUAUACCUGCUUAAAAAAAGAGCAGCCAGUGCAAGGCGGACUAAUAAGAAAUAG